Messenger RNA from Annulohypoxylon maeteangense, 2288 nucleotides. RefSeq names its product aspartate kinase. The record is from RefSeq and is a predicted model, not a curated record. Gene Ontology annotation, molecular function: aspartate kinase activity. NCBI's taxonomy places the organism in Eukaryota, Fungi, Ascomycota, Sordariomycetes, Xylariales, Hypoxylaceae. Bases 395 to 1933 code for a protein of 512 amino acids. The transcript is spliced from 6 exons.
GAAAAUUUCCAUCACUGAAUGCGCAUAGGCUAUGCAUCCAGUAUGGUGGAUUUUUUUUUUCUCAAUCGUUACCAUACCAAGGUACGGAACCUCCGAUUCGGGGCACUCGCUGACGAAUGAACGCCAACCUAUUCACUUGUCAUUUCAACACUCCAAGAAUAGAAAGAAUUUACCGUGAAGCUUCAUAUACUUAGAAUUAUUACCUAUUCGUUUAUUUUUCACCUGGCGUCUUUCCAUUGUUCUGCACCGUCCAAUUUGUUUACUUCCAGACGAUAGAAUCUACUAGUUUACGUUAAAACUGCCCCACCGUUACCAGGAUUUUUUUUAUCGACUGUGACGUCGUACUAGAGGGGUCUCAACAUUCAGGAGCAAGGCGUUUGCUCAUUCGCGUCUCAUGGCAAUGGACGCCAUACUCCAAGGAAACACCAGCAGUGAGGGCUGGAUUGUGCAAAAGUUCGGAGGUACAAGCGUCGGGAAAUUUCCAGAUUCGAUCGCAGAAGACAUUAUUCGGGCAAGCUUGAAGUCGAAUAAGAUCGCUGUCGUCUGCUCUGCGAGAAGCUCUGGCAAGAAAGUAUCCGGCACCACAAGUCGCUUAUUAGAGGUAUACAAGCACUUGCGCGCCAUAUCAGCAGCUACCAGCAAUGAUAUUACACAGACUGAGUUCGUCGACGCAGCCAAGCUUGUUGUCCAAGACAUCUGCAAUGAACAUAUCUUGGCAGUACAGGCUUUCCUAAAGAACCCUGACUUACAAAGAGCUCUCGCCUCAGACAUCAAAGAUGAUUGUCAGGAAUUGAUAGACUACAUCAUCGCCGCCAAACGAUUUAACCUAGAGGUCAACGCUAGAUCCAAGGACCGGGUUGUCAGCUUCGGCGAGAAGCUGAGUUGUAGAUUCAUGGCCUAUUUGUUAAAAGACAGGAAUGUCGAUGCAGAAUAUGUGGAUAUGUCCGAUGUUAUGCAUUAUGACAGCUCCGACCGAUUAACUCCGGCCUUCUACAAAGAUGCAGCAGCCAUCUUCCGAAAAAGGAUACAAGCCUGUAAUGAUAGGGUACCUGUCGUCACAGGCUUCUUCGGCAAUGUCCCAGGUAGCUUGAUGGACGGAGACAUAGGUCGAGGAUACACCGACUUAUGCGCGGCAUUGGUUGCGGUAGGACUCAAAGCUCAAGAACUGCAGAUAUGGAAGGAGGUGGAUGGUAUUUUCACAGCAGAUCCCACCAAAGUCCCCACAGCGAGGUUAUUGGCUUCUAUCACGCCAUCUGAAGCAGCAGAACUUACCUUCUAUGGCUCCGAAGUCAUCCAUCACCUGACCAUGGAUCAGGUCAUCAAGGCCGAUCCUCCAAUACCUAUUCGCAUCAAGAAUGUGAAUAAUCCUCGCGGCAAUGGUACUAUUGUGGUUCCAGACCCAGUACAUUCCCCCACACAACAGAUCAAGAGAUCUCGACCGUCCGAAACCUCGUUACAAAAACACGUUAAGAGACCUACCGCCGUGACCAUCAAGAACAACAUCACCGUCAUCAACGUCCACUCAAACAAGCGUUCCAUUUCUCAUGGAUUCUUUGCCAAGGUGUUCUCGAUCCUCAACAGCCAUAGGAUAUCGGUCGACUUAAUCUCCACGAGUGAGGUCCACGUAUCCAUGGCUAUCCACUCUAGCAGUCCGUCCGUUCGCCACUUCGAAAAAGCCAAGACAGAACUGGAAGAAUGCGGUGACGUGAGCAUAUUGCUGGAUAUGGCGAUUCUCAGCUUGGUGGGUGCGGAAAUGAAGAAUAUGAUUGGUAUUGCCGGCCGUAUGUUCUCCACGCUGGGAGAACAUAACGUUAACAUUGAGAUGAUAUCCCAGGGUGCGAGCGAGAUCAAUAUAUCGUGUGUCAUCGAUGCGAGGGAAGCUACUCGGGCUAUGAAUAUAUUACACACGAAUCUAUUCACCUUCCUGGAUUAGUGAUGCGAUAUACCUGCAUAGGAUCAAUUACACCUCUUGCGAUGUGCUGGCGACAGUCUAGCAGAUGGUUAGUGUAUAUAUCUCGAUACGGCCUUGAUGUAUUAGUGAGCCUAUCAAAUGGAACCAGAGCUGGAUGGGGGGUGUUUGAAAACAAGAGGCUCGAUAGAUUUCGUUAUAUAGGCUUGUGAGCUGGGAUACAAUGCGUAUACGAUUUGGCCCUCUGCUAGGUAUAUGAUUCCGAAGUCAUGGCUUGAAACUAUGAUUUGCUCUUCUUUUGCGCGAUUUUAUGAGAAUGAAAUAUAUUGAAAGUGUCUUUGGUACGGAAGAUAGUGAGUUACGAAGUCGUAAUGUGAAU